AGAUUGGUGACAGAUGUUAGCUCAAGGCCAAGCUUCUUCAUCAUCAUCAAAAAAAGAAGCUGCCUCUCCCAGUCUUUAUGAACUGGCUUUGUACAGGAGAACCCUUUGCCAGUCAGCCCAGGUAGUGAUUCUGUGAGCCUCUCCAACCUUUGUGGGGCUGCAUCAUCUCUGAGAGGUUAGCCUGUUUCUUUUUCAGCGGCUUGUAAUCUCUUGCUCCCUCUGGUGUCUGUUUGUGGUGCUGCAGUUUCUCCAGUGCUGCAGCAAGUUGCUGAGCUCCCUGUUGUUCUCAGUGGCUUCCAGGCAUUCUGGGUGUGCUGGUUCUGUCAGCAUGCCAUGCCAAGUGUGAGAAAAACCAGUCCCUCAGGCAGCCCCCCAACACUGGAACACACUGAACGCAUGUUGCUCUCUUCUAUUUUCCUCCUGAGGGGAGAAGGCAUGAGUUGGGAGUUUCCUCCCAAUCAUACUGAGCUGUGCCAUUUGGGGGACAGGGUGACUGUGGGUAGAAUGUAAAGGCUUUUCUUACCUGUUUAAAUGUAGCUGUUCUUGGCUUUGUGCUUGCCUGGGCUACUAUAACUGCUUAGCUGGUUUCUGGAACUUAUGUAAAGGAAUUUUGGUCCAUUUUAGUUAAGUCCAUGCCUCUGUGGGAGGACGAGGGUUGCAGCUUCCUAUUCCACCGUCUUGCUGAUGUCAUUUCAUAGACUGGAGUUUAGUUUGAUUUUAACAAGGCAUUCUGCACUCUUUCUUGUAUUUGACAGGAGGCUUCAUUGCCCUGAUCAGCUGUGACCCAUAUCUGUGGAAAGGAGAACCUGGCUGAGGUUAGAAAGGUUCCACUGAGCGAGUUUGCCUUUAGAGCAAAAUAUUUAAUUGACUAGUGUCAGCCUUGGACAAUCAAAAAUCAACUUUAAUGUGACCUAGUUGAAAGAAUAGGCAGAGAGACCUGAUAAUUACAGGAAGAAAUGUAAGUAGAGGAUUGACCAACAUCAAAUCAUUAAGGAGCAAGAGAUUGAAAUGAAAUCCCAGCGAAACAUCAAGACCAGUAAGAUACAUGCACGAUCUGAAGAGCACUGCAUGAGUGGACAUCACACUCAUACAGAAACUAGACACAGGGCUUGUGAUUGUUAUAGAAAUAUUACAAAGUACAGAUAAACCAAAGGAAAAGAAAAGAAAUAAUUUAUAUUCUCUCUAUUCUAUGGAAAUCUACUCUGUACACUUUGACAUAUAUCCCUCCAUAACAUUGUCUUUAAGUGUGGUUGUGUUACGUAUAUGUGUAUGUGUACAUAUAAAUCAGUAUUCAUUUCACUGUUUUCCCUAUUGCAUAGUAACCACAUGGUUUGGAUGAAAUUGACCCAAAAUAAACUCCAGAAGUGGACCAUGUGUGACUUAGGUUGAUCAUCUUAACAGUAUUCUGCUUGCUCUGAUGAUUUCUCAGGGUUAAGAAUGUGAUCCAACCAAGUGUGGCUCAAGACUUUUCUUUCAUUUUUGAAUCUCUCUCUUUAUUUCUCUCCGUCUCUCUCUCUCCACGUUGUCCUACUGCAGCCAUGUUGCUACCAUGACAGAAACUAGCCUGUGAACAAAGCUACCACAAGAUAGAGCAGAAGUUGAAUGAGAAGAGAAAGGCACUAAAGCCAUGAUCGAACAGCACCUGAAACACUCCCACCAUCACUACCUCUGACCUAGAAAGUUUGUGGGUUACAGGACAGUCAUUCUAAUUAAUUCCAUUAAUUUAAAUCUUAAUCAAUUUUUAUUGAAGACUAUAACACCCAUACAGAAAAAUGCAUGAAAUAUAAAUGCACACUUAACAAACGAUCAUAAGGUAAACACAUGAAUUAAGAAAUAAACAAUUGUAUGCAACUCUGCUACCUACUGUCCUUACUUUUAUAGUAUUUAUUCCUUUGCUUUUGUGUAUGGUUUUAUCAUCUACUCACCCUGAACAAUGUAGUUUUUUUCAGUCUGAUUGUGAACUUCAUGUGAAUGGAAUCAUUGAUGUUUAUUGCAUGAGUUGUAUUAUUUAGUUUCAUUGCUGGAUAUAUUUCUUCAUGGGAGUAUAUCAAAAUGUGUGUAUCCAUUCUACAUUACUGAGCUUUGGAGUUUUAGUUUGCAGUUUGUGUAUAUUAUGAAUAAUGAAUGCUGCUUUGUCGAGUCCUGGCGUGCGUCCUAGAUGCAGAUAUGCACAUAUGUAUGUAUGAUGUAUACCUAGGAGGGAAGGGCUGGGUCAGGAAAAUGAAUACUUCAGGUGAUUUAGAUCAACUUUUUAAAGAUCGUGAUAGGUUGACAUUUUGGACUAAGAAUAACAAGGGGGAAUAUAUGAGGGAGAAUUGUAAGCUCUGUUAGUGGAUUCAAAAUAUCUAUGGCACAAGUUCAGAAUGUCAAAGACAGGUCCUGACAACAGAACAUGUGGAAUAAAUAUGUGUGUGUUGGUUGACAAAUGCUCAACAUGAGAAGCCCAGUGUCACCAUAAUAAAGGGAGAUAUGCCAUUGAAAUUGAAACCUAGUGUCUAAUAUCCUAAGUAGAUGAGUUCACAUUUAGAAUAGUGUAUUCAUUUUGGGGAAUCAUGUAUAAUUAAGGAUUUGACAAAACUGGAAUACAGACAGAGGAAAUAAGCUAGAAUGGUUAAAGCCCAGAAAGAGCAAUGAGAAAAAUUUGUCCAGGGAAGGUUCACCCUGGAAAAGGAUAGAGAGGAUGUUGUAGUUUUCAUGUAGAAAAAUUAUUAUACCUAUUUUAUCUGUAUACCGUCGACUUUGGACCAAUGGGAGGGGUGGGAGGAGAUGGUAUUAAGGCAUACUCCAUAAGCCUCAAAAUUUAAUAAAAUUUGGGCUCUAAUAAUUCCAAGGGAAGGAAAAGAUCAUCUUAAAACAGGAGCUUACCAUCAGAGAAUUUUCAAACAGAAACAGGAAGAGCAUCUCCCUGAGAUGUCUAGAUGUCCUGAGUUUAGAGGGUGAUUUUUUAGAGUCUUCUCAGUAUAUCUCCCUUUCAAGAGAGGCAGGAAAAAUCCACAACCUCACACAGGGAAAUCCAGGGUAACCUUAAAUAUCCUGCUCAAAGUGUUUCUCUUCUUCUUGAACAGAGAGGUAUUUCUUAGUUCUAAAUUAUAGCUUCCAUUCACCAUGUGUAAUGUGACUUAGACAAUUGCACGUGUUUUCCAUGUGAGUAAUUACCACUUGAAAAAGGGAUAAAGUCAAAACGAAGGAAAAAGUAACACCUAAGGAGAGAUACUUAAAAAAAAGUUGUGCAAAAUCACAAGCCAUAGUGAAUAACUCUUAAUAGGGCCUUCUUAAGAGUUCUGGCUUACCUCGUUCAGAAUAAUCUUGAAUUAUAGAAGCAGGAAUUACAGUGGAAGGGGUUUUUGUUGAGAAAAAAGAAUGUUAGAAUUCAAGGUGCUUUAGAAAUUCAUUGAUUAUUUUAAUUUUCCAGGACAAUUUAAUAGAAUUAACAACUUCAAUCUGGCCAGAGGAUGGACAUAAAUUGGAUGCUGUGCCUUGAAAUUGACACAUGUGAAAAAAGAAACACCAUUCCUUAGCAUCUUGGAAUAGAUGAUGCUGCUUUAAAAGUAUUGAAGGAAAUAGAAAAAAAGAAAUCCUAUUGCUUAGAUAUUUUCCUUUUCUCAAGAGAUCAGUACCAUAAUAAAUUUCCUAAAUCUGCAUCAAGAUCAUCUUCCCAGAGGCAAGAAGUCCAGAUUUCACACAGACAGGUUUGGCGUCUGGUGAUGAUUUGUGAUGGUAACAGAACACGGCAAGAAAAACGGGUCAUGCUGCUGUCAGAGGAGCUGAAACCUGGUGCCUUCGUUGAAUGUCCACAUAAUCAGGCUCUAAGAAAAUACUUCUUUGGUGACUGAAUCUCUGUGAACUGUAGAAGUCUAGGAGUUGGCUCACCGGUUAAGGAUAAGAGAAUCCAGUGAAGAUGAAAGCCAGGGGACCAGAGGAUGGCUCAGAACUGAGGAUUAGCCCCAGGAGGAAGAAAAGACAAAAUCGUCAAGGUUGCUUUCAGCUAUGUAACGUUUUUCGAUCCCAUGAAAUGGAAAUUGACCAGUGUUUGCUGGAGUCCCUUCCCCUUGGGCAACGGCAGCGGCUGGUGAAACGCAUGCGCUGUGAACAGAUCAAAGCCUACUAUGAACGAGAAAAGGCUUUUCAGAAGCAAGAAGGGUUCCUGAAGAAGCUGAAGCAUGGGAAGAAUCAGAAGGUUCAUUUUAACCUUGCUGACAUGAUACAGGAUGCAAUUAUCCACCACGAUGACAAAGAAGCGCUUCGACUCCUGAAGGAGGGGGCUGACCCACACACUCCCGUUUCCUCAGGAGGGUCCCUGCUCCAUCUGUGUGCUCGGUAUGAUAAUGCCUUCAUUGCAGAGAUCUUGAUUGACAGAGGGGUCAAUGUCAACCACCAGGAUGAAGACUUUUGGACACCAAUGCACAUUGCUUGUGCGUGUGAUAACCCUGACAUUGUCCUGCUGCUUGUAUUAGCUGGAGCCAAUGUCCUUCUGCAGGAUGUCAAUGGAAAUAUCCCAUUGGACUAUGCCGUAGAAGGGACGGAAUCGAGCUCUAUCCUAUUGGCCUAUCUGGAUGAAAAUGGAGUGGAUCUGACCUCACUGCGCCAGAUGAAACUUCAGAGGCCAAUGAGCAUGUUAACCGACGUCAAACACUUCUUAUCGUGUGGAGGAAAUGUUAACGAGAAAAAUGAUGAAGGAGUGACUCUGUUGCAUAUGGCGUGUGCAAGUGGCUACAAGGAGGUGGUAUCUCUUCUCCUGGAACAUGGUGGAGAUCUCAACAUAGUAGAUAAUCAGUACUGGACCCCACUCCAUUUGGCAGCAAAGUAUGGCCAGACAAACCUGGUGAAACUUCUUUUGAUGCAUCAGGCAAAUCCGAACCUUCUGAACUGCAAUGAAGAGAAGGCCUCAGAUAUCGCUGCAUCUGAGUAUAUUGAGGAAAUGUUGCUGAAAGCCGAAAUUGCCUGGGAAGAAAAAAUGAAGGAGCCUUUAUCGGUUCCUGCCUUAGCACAGGAGGAGGAGCCGUAUGAAGAGAUUGUUCGUGACCUCCCAGCACUUUCCAGUAAGCUCGGUCCACUGGCGUUGCCAAUUGCCAAGCAAGACAGUUUGUUGGAAAAAGAUAUUAUGUUCAAAGAUGCAACAAAAGGUCUGUGCAAGAGACAAUCUCAGGACAACACCCCUGAAAGCACCACCAUGAUUGGCCCCACCAAACUUGAGCAGGUCAAGCUAAUGCCUCCCGCUCCAAAUGAUGACCUAGCAACGCUCAGUGAGCUCAACGAUGGCAGCCUGCUUUAUGAAAUUCAGAAGCGCUUUGGGAACAAUCAGAUAUACACUUUUAUUGGGGAUAUCCUCUUGCUUGUUAACCCAUUCAAAGAGCUUCCAAUUUAUUCCACUAUGGUCUCCCAGCUGUACCUCAGCAGCACCGGGCAGCCGAGCGCCUCUCUGCCACCUCACAUAUUCUCCUGCGCCGAGAGAGCCUUUCACCAACUUUACCAGGAGCAGCGACCCCAGUGCUUUAUCCUCAGUGGAGAGAGAGGAUCUGGAAAGUCUGAAGCCAGCAAACAAAUAAUCAGGCACCUCGCCUGCAGAUCAGGCUCCAGCAGGCCUAUAUUUGAUUCCAAAUUUAAACAUGUCAUGUGCAUCUUGGAAGCCUUCGGACAUGCCAAGACGACUCUUAAUGAUCUGUCCAGUUGCUUCAUAAAGUAUUUUGAACUCCAAUUCUGUGAGAGGAAAAAACACUUAACUGGAGCCAGAAUUUAUACAUACAUGCUAGAGAAGUCCCGACUUGUUUCACAACCUCUUGGCCAGAGCAAUUUUCUCAUUUUCUACUUGAUGAUGGAUGGGUUGUCCGCUGAAGAAAAAUAUGGACUUCACCUUAAUAAUUUAUGCGCACACCGGUAUUUGAACCAGACCCUACGAGAAGAUCUGUCAACAGCAGAGCAUUCUCUGAACAGGGAAAAAUUCACUGUUUUGAAACAAGCUCUGAAUGUAGUUGGCUUCAGUAACUUGGAGGUGGAGAAUCUGUUUGUGAUUCUAGCAGCCAUAUUACACAUCGGAGACAUUCGGUUCACCUCUCUGACUGAGGCCGACUCCGCGUUCGUCUCUGACCUCCAGCUUCUGGAACAAGUGGCUGGAUGGUUACAAGUAUCAACUGAUGAAUUGGUGUCUGCUUUGACAACUGAUAUCCAAUAUUUUAAAGGAGACACAAUCAUUCGGCGACAUACUAUAGAGAUGGCUGAAUUUUACCGGGAUCUCCUGGCCAAGUCCCUGUACAGUCGUUUGUUUAGCUUUUUGGUGAAUACCAUGAAUUGCUGCCUCCACGGUCAAGACGAGCAUAGCAGCACGCAGACCUGGGAUAUUGGAAUAUUGGACAUCUUUGGUUUUGAAGAAUUUCAAAAGAAUGAGUUUGAACAACUUUGUGUCAACAUGACCAAUGAGAAGAUGCACCAUUAUAUCAAUGAAGUGCUUUUUCUACAGGAGCAAACAGAAUGUGUACAAGAGGGAGUUACCAUGGAAACAGCUUAUUCUCCUGGUAACCAGACUGGAGUUUUGGAGUUUUUUUUCCAGAAGCCAUCUGGAUUUCUCUCUCUGUUGGAUGAAGAAAGUCAAAUGAUUUGGUCAGUGGAACCAGAUCUCCCCCAAAAGCUCCAGAGUCUCUUAGAAUCCUCCAACACCAAUGCAGUGUACUCCCCCGCGAAGGACGGCAACGGGAAUGUCACCCGCAAAGAUGAAGGCACAGCGUUCACUGUUAUGCACUAUGCAGGAAGGGUAACGUAUGAAAUUGCUAGAGCAAUUGAAAAAAAUAAGGACUCCCUUUCACAGAAUCUUCUGUUUGUAAUGAAAACUAGUGAAAACGUCGUGAUCAAUCAUUUGUUCCAGUCGAAACUGUCACAAACAGGAUCCCUCGUAUCUUCCUAUCCUUCUUUUAAAUUCAGAGGACAUAAGUCUGCCCUGCUCAGUAAGAAAAUGACGGCUUCUUCAAUGAUUGGAGAAAACAGGAAUUACCUAGAACUUAGCAAGUUAUUAAAAAAGAAAGGAACUUCCACAUUUCUUCAAAGACUAGAACGGGGAGCUCCAGUCACCAUUGCAUCGCAGCUCAGGAAAUCUCUGACGGAUAUCACUGGAAAACUUGAGAAGUGCACUCCACACUUUAUUCAUUGCAUCAAGCCCAAUAACUCCAAGCUGCCAGAAACCUUUGAUAAUUUUUAUGUGUCUGCUCAGCUACAAUAUAUCGGGGUCCUGGAGAUGGUGAAGAUCAUCCGGUAUGGAUACCCUGUUCGGCUUUCCUUCUCGGAUUUUCUGUCAAGGUAUAAGCCAUUGGCCAGUACACUCCCGGGCGAGAAGAAGAAGCUGUCUGCUGAGGAGAAAUGUCGCCGUGUUCUGCAGCAGUGUAAAUUACAAGGCUGGCAGAUGGGUGUCCGAAAAGUGUUUCUAAAAUACUGGCAUGCCGGCCAGCUCAAUGAUUUGUGCCUACAGCUGCAGAGAAAAAUUAUCACCUGCCAAAAAGUUAUAAGAGGAUUUCUAGCACGCCAGCACUUGCUUCAGAAAAGGAGCAUCAGACAGCAAGAGGUCACGUCCAUCAACAGCUUUCUGCAGAUUACAGAGGACAUGGGGCUGAAGACCUAUGAUGCCCUGGUCAUUCAAAAUGCUUCGGACAUUGCCCGCGAAAAUGACCGGCUCAGGAACGAAAUGAAUGCUAUUUACCACAAAGAGAAGUUGGAGGCCAGAAACAAGCCAGAGGAAGGAACCAAAAGAGCUGAAGACAAAGGUGGAACCAGGCAUUUCCACUGCAGCUCCGUUCCAGUCCCCAUGGCGGUGGACGGCCUGGUCCAGUCCCUGGCUGGCCCAUCCAGCCGGUCUCCUUCUCUGCACUCGGUGUUCAGCCUGGAUGACAGCGGUGGCCUCCCGUCACCACGGAAACAGCCUCCGCCCAAGCCAAAGAGGGACCCCACCACGCGGCUGAGUGCCUCCUAUGAGGCUGUGAGCGCCUGCCUGUGGGCUGCAGCCAGGGAAUCCGCAAAUGAAGUUCUCACCCGGCCCCGACCGCACAGUGAUGACUACAGCACCAUGAAAAAGAUUCCUCCUCGGAAGCCCAAACGAAGCCCCCACACCAAGCUCAGCGGCUCCUCGGAGGAGAUCUCGGGCGGCCGGCCGGGGGCAGCGGGGGGCGCGGGCGCGCGGCGCAGAGGCGGCCCGCAGCGCGCCCCGGGGGCUGUGCCGGGGGUCCCUGCGCCGCCCGCGCCGGCGCCCGAGCCCGAGCCCGUCUACAUCGAGAUGGUGGGCCGCGCCGGCAGCCCCGAGCAGGCCGAGGCCGUGUACGAGGAGAUGAAGUACUUCGUGCCCCUCGAGGACGGCGGCAGCCGGGCGGUGGGCGCCUCGGAGUCCGCGUCGCCCCCUCUGCUGGGCGACGGUCGGAGCCCCAGCUCCCUGGAGGACGGCGAUGCGAGCGGCCAGGCGCCCGGGCCCUGCAGGGACGCGUGCGACAUUCCCGCCCCCUUCCCCAACCUGCUGCCUCACCGGCCCCCGCUCCUGGUCUUCCCUCCCACCCCGCUCACCUGCUCCCCCGCCUCCGACGAGUCGCCCCUGACGCCGCUGGAGGUGAAGAAGCUGCCCGUCCUGGAAACCAACCUCAAGUACCCCGUGCCGUCCGAAGGCGCGAGCCCUCUGUCGCCGCAGUAUUGCAAAAACCAAAAAGGGGACGCAGCAGACAGGCCCGCGUCCCCCGGCCUCCCGGUCUUGAACGGGGCCCCCAGGCUCUCGCCGCCGCCCACGCCGCCGCCCGCACACUUCCCCUUCCCGGCCGAGCCCGGUGCGCCCGGCGCGGGGACGGCUGCCGCCAGCCCCGAGCUGCCCAAGGGGCAGCAAAAGCCGAACUCUGCUCUGGCCGCGGGGCCCUGCGGCUCCUUCUCCAAGAUUCCUUACUCCCCCGGGAAGGCAGCUAGAGCCGACCACAGAAAGGCCAACUCCAACUCGUCCUCUCCGGUGCCCUACAGCCCCCCAAACUCCAGACGUCUUGGCAGUCCUCUGGACGAGCUCACCAGUCUCUUCAACUCCGGUAGGAGCGUGCUUCGGAAGUCUGCGGCGGGAAGGAGAAUCAGGGAACCCGAAGGUUUUGAAACUAACAUGAACUUAACUACCCGAGAGGAUCCUGGUACAUCAGGAAUUGCAUCAGAGACUCAGGAUAGAAAUGCAAAUAACCACGGAAUUCAAUUAUCUAAUUCACUCUCUAGUGCCAUCACUGCUGAAAAUGGAAAUUCCAUCUCAAAUGGUUUGCCUGAAGAGGAUGGAUUCUCCAGGUUGUCUGUGAGUGGCACAGCGACCUCGUCAUUUCAGAGACAGAGUCACACCACUCAGGUAAUCCAUCAGCUGAGGCUCUCAGAGAAUGAAAGUGUGGCCCUGCAGGAGCUCCUGGACUGGAGGCGGAAGCUCUGUGAAGAGAGAGGAGACUGGCAGCAAAUCCUGCACCACCCGGAGCCCAGGGCGCCUCCCCCACCUCCUUGCAAGAAGCCGACUCUUCUGAAGAAGCCCGAGGGGGCCUCCUGCAGCCGGCUGCCGUCUGAGUUCUGGGACAAUACCAUUUGACGUGGCCCAGCCUGCAGACUCGCAGAAUAGAACUGCAUAGUGAUUCCACGCUGCAUCGACAGAAGGCUGCCUCUGAUACAUGCUGGGUGCUCUCUCCACACAUUUACAUGAACAAGUACAGGACAGCGAAGUUAAAUACACGAGAUUCCGUGUGUGUGUGUGUGUGUGUGUGCAUGUGCUCUUUCUUACCCUUUCUGUGGGGACACACUCUGAUUUUCGGACUCCGUGGUUAAAGGACCAUUCUACCCCUAGGGAGCAAGAGAAAGGCUAGGAAAAGUGUGGGAUGAGGGGAGAGAGGGAGGGAGACAGGUGGAGGAGGCAGGGGAAGCCACACUGUACGGUGUUUGUAUGUGGUCCCACCACAUGUUUAUUGUACUCUGGCCAUUUUACUAUGAUACACGCCACAGGAUGGAUGUUGUAUGUCUUUGUAGGUGUGUAUGUUUUAUUGAAAUUGCAAACUUGGUCAUUACUUACAUGUUUAUUACUGUAUUUUAUAACUUUAUGCAAUUGGUGGUGCUCCCUUUCUUCAAAAUACAGAUUUUAAAAAAUCAUUUCUACAGUUUUUUUCCCCUCCACACACUUUUUUUUUAACCUAAAGUACUUAAAACUCUUGAGACUAUGUUGCUGUUUUAGCUUCGCCGGUGUCAGCCCUGCAAACGUGUGGACCGAGUCCCAUGUUUCUAUUUCAUUCAUUGAGUCAGAGGCAGUUCCUUCCUAUGCCCUGUAUUUCUGGAUACGUGGAUUGUGAGCUCUUUAGUUAAACCUCAUCUCCGACUUCAGCAUGGGUUACAGGAAAUUACGUGGCAUUCACUUAAACGCAUAUGGCUUCAAAUUCAUAGCUGGUGGUAUGAAAGGAUCAUAUCCAUUCAAAGGUCUACACAGUACGAAUAAGCACGCUCAGAUUUACCGGUUCCAGCAGCAAUGCUGCAUCCCAAGAUGCUCAUCUUCUCAGAGCUCCACUGCAUGGCUCACCUGCUCUAUAUCCUCAACUCUCCUGUAUUGCAACUGCCUUGUUUAUUGAUGUGCUUCUCUUGGCUGUCGGGACGUUCUGAGCUGUGGCAUCAGACCAUCACGUCUUGCUACUUGGAACCUGUUAUUCAUACCAGCCUUUGAAAAGUUACUGUACCAAUAAAAGGGCACAACUA
This is a messenger RNA of Equus caballus (horse), 10704 nucleotides long. RefSeq names its product myosin XVI (gene MYO16). Gene Ontology annotation, molecular function: actin filament binding; ATP binding; protein phosphatase binding. Gene Ontology annotation, cellular component: myosin complex; nucleoplasm; perinuclear region of cytoplasm. The record is from RefSeq and is a predicted model, not a curated record. Lineage: Eukaryota; Metazoa; Chordata; Mammalia; Perissodactyla; Equidae. Gene Ontology annotation, biological process: neuron projection morphogenesis; negative regulation of G1/S transition of mitotic cell cycle; phosphatidylinositol 3-kinase/protein kinase B signal transduction.